Molecule: messenger RNA, 1524 nt
Organism: Exophiala bonariae
Lineage: Eukaryota; Fungi; Ascomycota; Eurotiomycetes; Chaetothyriales; Herpotrichiellaceae
Exons: 4
Coding region: 1-1524 (507 amino acids)
Molecular function (GO): monooxygenase activity; heme binding; iron ion binding
Source: RefSeq, a predicted model, not a curated record
AUGCUCGAACAAAUCAUUGGACCGCUGCAAGCGAGCUUCACGAGAAGCCUCUGCCUUUUGGCUGUCGUCUGGCUAAGUUGGAUUGUCGUCACGACGCUGGUCGCAUAUAAUACACUGAAGCAUAUUCCUGGGCCACCGUUGGCAGCUUUCACCAAUUGGUGGUGGAUCAAAGCUGCAAUCUCUGGGAAAGGGCAUCUUGCCCUGAAAUAUGCUUGUGAUCGUUAUGGAUCGAUUGCCAGAAUUAGCCCUCGUAUGGUCGUGACUUCGGACCUAGAAUUGUACCGCAAAGCAAAUGCUCACAGGAUCAAUGACUACUCUCGUGGACCAUGGUACAAAGCAUUCAAAAUGGACGCCGAGCGAGAAAACCUUUUCACCGAGCUGAAUGACGAGAAGCACUCUUUGAUGCGUGCAAAACUGUCUCCUGGGUAUUCAGGCAAGGACAACCCUCAAUGUGAGCCAAGUAUCAACCAAGUGGUCAUGGACGUUGUGCAUUUGAUCCAACGGAAAUACCUUUCUGUGAAAUCUAACGUCAAGCCGCUGGACUGGGCCGAGCUAGCACAAUACUUCACCCUGGAUGUGAUUACAUGUUUGUCGCUUGGUGAAGCAUUCGGAUUCGUCUCCGAUGACACUGACAAGUAUGCCUACGUGAAGUCGAUGGAAGACAACUUUCCGAUAAUGAAUAUCUUUUCGGCGGUACCGCUGCUAUCAUCCAUCGCAAGGAUCCCAACCGUACAGGCCAAUCUUAUUCCUUCGCCGAAAGAGAAGACUGGGCUAGGAAAGGUUAAAGCAGUUGCGCGGCAGAUCAUUGCAAGUCGUUUCUCUGGUGAGAAGGCAGAACGGUAUGACAUGGUAACUUCUUUCAAAAACCAUGGUUUGUCACAACUCGAGAUCUCGGACGAGUCGCUGUUCCAACUCCUGGCCGGUUCUGACACAACAGCAACCAUCGUCCGCACUGGUUUCCUCUCAAUCCUAGCACAUCCGCACAUAUACCGAAAACUCCAAGCUGAAGCGGUGGCAGCAGAUGUACCAUUGGAAACAAUCAUCUCCCACGCUCAAGCCCUAAGAUUGCCUUACCUUCAAGCUUGCAUCAAAGAGGCUUUACGCCAUCACCCCGCCGCAGCCGGCUUACUCCCUCGCGUUGUUGGCUCACAAGGUGACACACACGACGGCGUCUACCUUCCUCCCGGAACCGAAGUCGCUUUCUGCGCAUGGAACAUGCACCGUCAUAAUACUGAGGUAUACGGUGCAGAUGCAGAAAUCUUCCGACCUGAGCGCUGGCUGGAAGCUUCUCCCGAGCGACUGGCCGUCAUGGAAGAGGCACACCAUCUUGUCUUCGGCAAUGGCAGAUUCCGAUGCAUGGGUGAAAACAUUGCGAGGUUAGAGUUAAACAAGAUCUUCUUCGAGAUGAUCAGAAGGUUCGAUUGGAGCUUGAUUGAUGUUGUGAACCCAAUUAAGAAGAACACGAAUUAUGGAUUGUUCGUGCAGAAGGGCAUGUUUGUCAGGGUGAGCGAACUGGAGCAUUGA